CCCAUGAAGUUUGCGGGAUAUACAGCAAGUGCCAUCUAUUGCACAUUUGCUUCUGAGGUGUUUAGAGAGCGAUUGAUGCCCGAUGACGUAGCUGAAACACCACAGUUUCUCUUUGGCCUUUGGGCCGACCUCGAUGGACACCAAAGUCCGAAUGAAAACACAAAGCAUCCUCCGUGGACCACUUAGAAGGCAGUAUGAUGAUGACGAGCCAGUCUCUCCGAUGAUCUGUCUUCUCUGUUGCCUGCGUGCAACGAAAGGAGAUCCUUACAGCCCAUAGACCCAGUUUUUAAAGACUCUGCUAAGCCACCAGGAAGGACCCCUUAGGUUGAGACAAACGAGGUCACCAAACAUGCCUAUCAAGACACCCUGUGAUAAGGAAGAGUCGACCUCGAGGUAAGGAAGUAACGGUGACUGAACCCCCGAGGAGUACUGAAGGAUGGCAACCUGAGAACUAGAAUGGUGAGAAGCAACGGUGAUCAGCAGCUGACAUGGGAACGACGACGGUCACCCGUCUGUCAUCCACAUUUGGGGGGAAAGGAAGGCAAAAGCAUGUUGCCCGCAUGCAUGCAAGACAUCGUGAUUUGGGCGUCCUGA
This is a messenger RNA of Aspergillus piperis CBS 112811, 594 nucleotides long. RefSeq lists its product as uncharacterized. NCBI's taxonomy places the organism in Eukaryota, Fungi, Ascomycota, Eurotiomycetes, Eurotiales, Aspergillaceae. The record is from RefSeq and is a predicted model, not a curated record. Bases 4 to 186 code for a protein of 60 amino acids. The transcript has a single exon.